Molecule: messenger RNA, 2044 nt
Organism: Malania oleifera
Lineage: Eukaryota; Viridiplantae; Streptophyta; Magnoliopsida; Santalales; Ximeniaceae
Product: protein DEFECTIVE IN MERISTEM SILENCING 3
Exons: 9
Coding region: 476-1732 (418 amino acids)
Source: RefSeq, a predicted model, not a curated record
AUGCCUCGUCGGAGUGUCCUAGGGUUUCGAAUUUCGCAUGCAUGGCUGGUUUUUUAGGGUUCUUGGGAGCUUUGAUUUUCAGAAAAGAAAAUACUUCUUUCGUUGUUUCUGUGCUGUCGGUUUAGUUUGUGUCUUUUCGGUUCCUGCAUUUCGGAAUCUACACUCUGGAAUUUGCCGAAUUGCGGGGCGAUAGAGUCGGGAGCUGCUCGGAGCUGCAUUUGGUUUUCUAAGAUGAAGGAAAUUCGGGAAACGAUAGUUGAAGAAUGAGUGUUUGGUUCUGGUUUUUUAAACGGUUGUUUUUGUGUGCAAUCUUGGUAUAAGAUGAGUAUAAAGAUGAAAAGGUGUUUGUUCUGUUAGAUAUGAGGAAAAUGGUGCUGUCUGGUUAAUUCUUCCAUGUCAGAAUCUGGAUCUAGACGUCUUACCUAGAGCAGAAAGCGAGUCUCUUGUAUCUUGUACUCAAGUGUCAGUUCAUCCAAUGGCAUUAUCAGUCCAAGAUCCAUCAACUUUGAAGCAUGUGGAUCAAAGUGAUACCUAUAUGAUUCCUAAGGAAGAAAUGCAGAAUGGAGCGCUUCCCAAAGCAGAAUCGAUUGUCUGUGCUUCUAAGAAACUUCAGGACGAUCUGCAAAUGCUAGGACAUAGAAUUAAGCAGCAUGAGGAGAAUCUAAAAUUUCUGAAGAAUCAGAAACAUAGUUUGGAGGACUCCAUUCUUGACAUGCAAGUUGUUCUUGGCAAGUAUCAUUCUUCUAGUGUACCUAUGACCGAAAAUAGGGACAUUUCCCACUGUCAGAGUGAGGAGGAAACAACUGAACAGAUUUUACGGCAUGAGAAAUCUGCAGCUGGCUUGUUGUGUCAGCUAAAAACUCGUCACAGCACUCAGGCUUCUCAUCUUCCGUUAACCAAGGAUAUUCUGGGUAUUGUUGCUACACUUGGCAAGGUCGAAGAUGACAACCUAAGCAGGCUCUUCUCAGAGUACUUGGGAGUGCAGACCAUGCUAGCAGUUGUAUGCAGGACUUCUGAAGGCAUGAAAGCUCUAGAAACGUAUGACAAGGAUGGCUUUAUAAAUAAGAGCUCAGGUCUUCAUGGGCUUGGAGCUUCUAUUGGAAAGCUUUUGGAUGGCCGGUUUCUUGUCAUUUGUCUUGAAAAUUUAAGAGAGUAUGCUGGUGAGUUUGUAGCUGAUGACCCACAAAGGAGGCUUGACCUUCUAAAGCCAAGAUUACCCAAUGGGGAGUGCCCACAAGGAUUUUUGGGCUUUGCUGUGAACAUGAUAAAUGUGGAUGCUGCACAUUUAUUCUAUCUCACAGCCAAUGGUUGUGGCCUUAGAGAGACCCUAUUCUAUAGCCUCUUCUCUCGUCUGCAAGUCUACAGGACUCGAGCAGAUAUGCUGCAUGCUCUCCCUUGUAUAAGUGAUGGGGCCCUUUCUUUAGAUGGUGGGAUGAUUAGGGCUGCUGGUAUUUUCUCUCUGGGCAAUCGGGAAGACGUAGAUGUGAGAUUUGCAGUAGGCUCUAUAAUUCCCAAUCUACCUAUGAACUACUUCGAAACGGAGAACCAGGUCAAGAUGGUGAAAUGGAAAAAGGAAAAAAUGAUUGAAGACAUUAAAAGAGAGCAGUCAUUAUUGGACCAUGCAAAGUUCAACUUCGAAAUAAAAAAGCAAGAAUUUGUUAAGUUCCUGGCUGAAAGCUCAUCAUACAUGACUCAGAUUCAGGCAGGCCGAGACAGAAUGACCCCGAGAUGACAUUUCCAUUUGAAGAAUCAUGUUCACCAUGUCAUACGAGGGGACUUGAAUGGUAUGAUUGACCAUAGCGGUGGGACGAAGAAGCCGUUUUUUGGCGAUGAAGCGCAUGAGAUGGAAGUGUGAGGUGGGCGAGGAAUAGGUGAAGCAACAUUCCCCCAAGAUUCCGCGGCUGCAAAAAUUUGUAUCAGGCAUCCCUUUGGUCCUCAUUGUAUGCUUGUGGGUAAAUUUUGGUGCUUGGUUGUACAUUCUAGGAAGAAUUGUACUGGGAAGAACUGCAUUCUGCAUAUCAAUCUACGCCCCUCUCUCUCUCUC